CACUCAAUACGAUACAUAACUUCAGCAUGGCUCGUCAGUACGCCCAGCGCUUUGCUACAGCCUCACAUCUAUUACGAUUUGGACCCUCAGAAACAUUAUUACCCUCAAUUACAUGUCUACGACCUAAAUGGAGCGCCAACCGAUUAUUAACUCUCAAUACGCCCAGCCAACAACAAAAGUCGAUCCAUUAUGCAACACCAUUGACAGAAACACCCCUGUUCCUUACUUCUUCGGGAAACAAUCGCUCUAAAGUACCAUUGCAAUCGCUUACUCAAAGCCGUAACUUAACUAGCUCAAAUACAGCACACGAUACCCCGCCUACAGGAGAACUGAGCCAAGAAGAGCCACAAACAACCACAGAAGGAUUUAAUUUCUUUGCUUAUGCCUCGUGGCAUGCCAAAAAUAGGGCUCCUAAAGAAAAACAAAAGGAAAGCAAAACACCUUACUGGAAACGCAGUAAGGUCGGAAAGGUGGAUGCAGGCGAAGACGCAUUCUUCCACACCUACACACCAAAAGGCAUGGCUUUGGGUGUAGCCGAUGGUGUUGGAGGGUGGGCCGAUGUGGGGGUCGAUCCAGCCCUCUUUUCUUGGACAUUGAUGAACAAUGCAGCAGUUGUAGCAAAGGCAGAGAACCCAGUAGAUGCCCACCACAUUCUUGAUUCUGCCUUUAACCAGCUACGUGUUGGAGGAAAGGUCCCGGCCGGAAGUUCGACAGCCUGUAUUCUUAAUCUUUGCAAGGUUACUGGCCAGAUGACGACAUGUAACGUAGGAGACAGUGCAUUCUUGCUCAUUCGAGACCAAAAGGUUGUCUAUGAAAGCCCUAGCCAGCAGCAUUACUUUAACUGCCCUUAUCAGCUGACUGUGGUACCUGACACUUACCCUGACCGGGACAACUAUGUAACGGAUAUGCCAAAGGAUGGUGACCAAAAAUCCUUUUUCCUCAAGGAUGGCGAUAUUAUUAUUCUCGCAACAGACGGAUAUUUUGACAAUGUUUACAGCAGUGAAACUCUCGCCUUGGUAAAUAGCACGAUGAGCCGCCUCACUGACGCAACCGAAGAAGAUGAGGUCGUGACCACUGUCCGUGGUCUUGUUAAGACUCUCACUGAUACUGCGCGAAGGCUGAGCCUAGAUCCCAAACGACUUUCCCCUUGGGCCCGAGCAGCACAAGCUCACGGAAGCCACUAUAGAGGUGGAAAGGUUGAUGAUAUUACAUGUAUCGUUACGCUCGUUAAAGGUGUUCAUCCUGACCCAACACCGCAAGACAAUUAA
Molecule: messenger RNA, 1268 nt
Organism: Phycomyces blakesleeanus NRRL 1555(-)
Lineage: Eukaryota; Fungi; Mucoromycota; Mucoromycetes; Mucorales; Phycomycetaceae
Exons: 3
Coding region: 27-1268 (413 amino acids)
Source: RefSeq, a predicted model, not a curated record